AGGGAAUCCCCGCUUCUUGCAAAGGGAGGCGCCGAUUUGGUUGUCGGUACUGGUGCUCGAAGCAAAGCCGAAACAAGAGGAGCGUAUUUGGGCGCCGCCAACACCUCCAGGAACAGCCGCCGCCGCCGCCGCCGCUGCCUCCCCAUUGCCGGGAGAUGGUGGCAUAUGAAGCGCGCUGGAAGGACCAUGGUUGAAAGGAACAGCAAGUUCCUGCUGAUCGUGGCGGGGUCGGUGUGCUUCAUGCUCAUCCUGUACCAAUAUGUGGGGCCGGGGCUGAGUCUGGGCUCGCCGAGCGGCCGCUCGUACCAGGAUGAGCUGGACCUCUUCCCCACUCCGGACCCGCACUACGUCAAGAAGUACUACUUCCCCGUGCGGGAGUUGGAGCGCCAGCUGGCCUUCGACAUGAAGGGGGACGACGUGAUCGUCUUCCUGCACAUCCAGAAGACGGGCGGCACGACCUUCGGGAGGCACCUGGUGCGCAACAUCCAGCUGGAGCAGCCGUGCCAGUGCCGCGCCGGGCAGAAGAAGUGCACCUGCCUGCGGCCGGGCAAGCGCGAGACCUGGCUCUUCUCGCGCUUCUCCACGGGCUGGAGCUGCGGGCUGCACGCCGACUGGACCGAGCUCACCAACUGCGUGCCCGGCGUCUUGGACAAGCGAGAGAGCGCCGCGGUCAAACCUCCCAGGAAAUUUUAUUACAUCACUCUGCUAAGGGAUCCUGUGUCCCGUUAUCUCAGUGAAUGGAGGCAUGUCCAACGAGGAGCUACCUGGAAAACAUCCUUACAUAUGUGUGAUGGCCGGACACCAACCCCUGAAGAACUGCCAUCAUGCUAUGAAGGCACAGACUGGUCAGGCUGUACUCUUCAGGAGUUCAUGGAUUGCCCAUAUAACUUAGCUAACAAUCGCCAAGUGAGGAUGUUGGCUGACCUAAGCUUGGUAGGCUGCUACAAUAUGUCCUUCAUACCAGAAAACAAACGAGCACAGAUACUGCUGGAAAGUGCCAAGAAAAAUCUCAGAGACAUGGCCUUUUUUGGCUUGACAGAAUUCCAGAGAAAAACACAGUAUUUGUUUGAGAGAACUUUCAAUCUAAAAUUUAUCAGGCCAUUCAUGCAGUAUAAUAGCACAAGAGCAGGUGGAGUGGAGGUGGACACCAAGACCAUACGGAGAAUUGAAGAACUUAAUGACUUGGACAUGCAGCUGUACGACUAUGCAAAAGACCUCUUCCAACAGCGCUAUCAGUACAAAAGGCAGCUGGAGAGGAUGGAGCAGAGAAUAAAGAAUCGGGAAGAAAGGCUUCUUCACCGAUCAAAUGAAGCACUUCCCAGGGAAGAGACAGAAGAACAAGGACGGUUGCCUACCGAGGACUACAUGAGCCAUAUUAUAGAGAAGUGGUAGCAUUGAAAGAAUUUUAUACAAAAAAAAAAA
This is a messenger RNA of Thamnophis sirtalis, 1422 nucleotides long. RefSeq names its product heparan sulfate 6-O-sulfotransferase 1 (gene HS6ST1). Gene Ontology annotation, cellular component: membrane. Gene Ontology annotation, molecular function: heparan sulfate 6-sulfotransferase activity. The record is from RefSeq and is a predicted model, not a curated record. NCBI's taxonomy places the organism in Eukaryota, Metazoa, Chordata, Lepidosauria, Squamata, Natricidae.